GUGGGAGCGAUGUUCACCAAGCAUGACUGAUUACCGCUAUCAUUAUAAUCGAUCUCCAUCAGAAUUCGAUCAAUAGAAAGUCUGGAGACGAUCAAUAUCGCUAGCGCGGCGGGGCGAAUUUUGACGGCGCCGAUCACUCGUCUCUAGCCGAAUGUGAACGGUCAAUGCGUGACGUCCUCUUCAUCAUCAUCUGUAUAUUCUGCGUAUGCGACCGUAACGAAGCCACCGUAUUCUCUAAUUCGUUGAAAACCUGUCAGCUUUAUUGUUCUGAAAGAAAUCUAGCUUUCCCAUUAGCUCGCGGUAAAUUCUCAUGGGAUCAAGAAGAAUUAGCUAAAUGCGAUUAUAGUUGUAGAGUGAAUUCGUGUCAUCAUGGUUGUAGAGACUUGGACGAACCGUUGUCGAAGUGUGAGAGUCGUUGUAACGCCGAAGAUGUAGCUUUCGACAGUUGUUUCCAAGGAUGUUACGCAGUGGAACAUGCUUUUCUCGUGCAGGCCCAAGAACUUUUAUAUCAAGUCACAGUGACUAUUGAUGCCCUUGGCGGAAGUUUGCGUCUCCGCUGGCAAUUUCCAGAGUCUGUCCAGGCAGAGGUGCAAGAAGUCGCAGCAGCUGAUGUAGGAUGGUAUGCUCAGACGAGACCUUCGGGAGAAAAAAAGGGUUGGAAAUGGUCACCACUACCAGUAACGGCAUUUCGCAAUGCCACGCUUGCGUCCGAAGUAAGCAUACCACUUGAACCAACAUCACAACUCCAAGUGCGACUGGCUCUCGUCUACCGCAGUCGAGUUGGCGUAUCCCGCAUUAUUACCUAUCAAAUGCCGCUUCGUGUAGUGCCCAGUAGAAUAGAACUAACUUCCCAACUUCAACUAUCAAGUGAUAAAGUCGCUAUAUGCUGGAAAGGCGAACCAUCAAUGGUACAGUUCAAGGUUUCGCUGGCGACAUUAGAUGGUAACCCGCUUUUCACAGAUACGACAGACAAAAGGUGUUAUUUAUUAGAGAAGUUGGCAAAAGAAAACUGUUGCCGGGCUACGAUUAUGGAUGUAACUACGGAGGAGCAAGGGCAUUCUGCUAGCGUCAAACUGGAUCUUGUGCAACCCACAGCAACCCCAUCAGAGGAAAGCGGCCAAACAAGUUCUCGCCUCGUCUUUUCCACUGGAUCAAAACUUUUUCAAAUGCGAAGUGCGGAUAAUUACAUUGUAUCUGAGGAAGAGCUACUGACAAUUCCGUUUGAAAUUCCAGAAGGAGAUUCAAUAACGAGUCUCGAAGGGGUCUCCUCCACUUCGCUUGUGGUGGGUAGCAGCCGUGGCUCAGUAUGGUUGCUUUCCUUAGAAUACAAUGACACAGUGGUGUCCACAACGCCAACAGUGAUCCGACAGCCAGAUGAAGCCUCUUCGGAUGAGGGCGGCCAUCCAGUGACACAGAUCAAAUAUGAUUUUAUGCAAAACGCCAUCUACGUUGCUCUAUCCGACAAAGGCAUUGCGCGGUGUACACUAGAAAAUCCCAGCUGCUUUCUUCUGGCGAACACCGACUCCUCCAACAUUAGGAAAAACAUAGCUGUAGACAGCGUGAAUGGAUUCCUAUACUUUCUCAAUGAACACCAGGUAUAUCGAACAGAGUUAUUUCCCUUCGACGUAGUAGAAAAUUACCAGAUUUCUAAUGUUGUUCCAAUCACAGAUAUUCCCCCAACAUUAGCGAUCGAACUGGAUGAUGAAAAAUUUCAACUACUUGCAGCACUGGAAAAUGGCACCAUCCUUGCCAAGAACUUGAUCUCGGGACGACUAGCUGUUAAGCGAAAUGGAGAGUUUCCCACAGUAAAGCGGCUACUGAUCGACAGAGACCGCCUGUUCUGGUUGCGCGAAAAGUGUGGAGACAGCCCGCAGGAUGAGAUGUGUUUCUAUUCUGAGUAUACUCAGAAGGAUGGUAGUGAAACACACUUCAUCAGAUACUUCUACUCCGGUAAAUUAGUGGACUUUACGAUACUUAGUGACCCAACGCUACCACCUACACUGACCCCACCUGAGAAAAUCGGACUGAUUAUGAGCGAUACAAAGGCCAAAGUUAGCUGGAUCCCUCCAGCAAAUCUACCUUUCCAAGCAUCUAGUAAUGACUGGAGAAACAUCUCGUACGAGGUUCGUCUCAUAACCCAGGACACCCCUAACACUCCAGUAGCCGGGAAAAUAAGCAACGAGACAUCUGUGACCAUGGCUGUGAUUCCUGGCGCAGAAUAUACGGCUUCUGUUCGGGUAUGCUGGAAUUCUGUGUGCUCUUCUUUUGUAAAUGUAAUCAACUCUGCCUUCAUACCAUUCAAAUAUCAACCACUGGCAUUCCUCAGGAGAUCGAACGAGCUGACGUCUGUACUUGAUGUGCUGGGAGAAGAUAUGCAAGGCGAACAUAUAAUCAAAGUCUUCCAACCUUGUUGUGAUGGGAUAAUGUCAUUUGACAACACCACGCAAACUUUUUACAACGUUGAUUCCAGCGAGGGGAGCAUUGUAUUCCAUCGAGUGCCUGAGCCUAACGAAGUGUACAUAUUCACUAGUUAUCUCACAUUGAAAUUUAUCACAGUGCUUGCCAGCCGUGCAAUGCUGGUACUUGCGUCCUCCUACCAGAUCAUCAGCUAUCGUCUGACCGGAGCAGUGGAGCAUGUUAUAUAUUCGUGUUCUCACGCCAUUGAUGACUGCGCCGAGAUCAUUGGGCUUUCAUCGGAUGAUCAGACAGGGGAAAUCCAUUUCUUGGCACAGUAUCCUAAUGGGACUAUGGCACUCUUUGAACUCAACCAGGAGGAUAGAACUCCACAUUUGCUUUCAACGUCAACAGACUUGCCAGCCAUUCGACAACUUCUAGUCACAAACGAAAAGGUGAUAUUUGUGACGCAGAAGGGCCGCGUAGGGCAGUGCGACAAGAAACUGGGAUCCCUCAACCUCAACUACGCCCUUUCCGAGGUCGGCACAGUCAUCCCACUUAACCCUGAGGCUGGUUCCAACCGUGUAGAAGUACAAGUAGACAGCAUUAUUAUGAACGAACUUAAGAAGGAUGAGCUGUCUUGGGUUGUUGAGCCCCGUCAGGAGCCUGGCAUGGUCCUCUAUAAAGUUUCAUUGUACAAAGAGAAACUUGUUGGUGAUGCUCACACAGCUGUCACCACAAUGACUAAGCUGACUCUGCCUACAGAAUUGCUGCAGUCUUGGUCUUCGGCUCAGAAAUUUGAUGCGAACAUCGCUGCUAUCAAUGCAUGGAUGUCCGUGAAUACCAGUAAGACCGGACUACAGGCCCCACUAAAACCACCUACCGUGCCAACAAACGUUCGCUUGUACGCAACUCAACAGAGAACUGUAGAUGGUGCGCGAGCAAUAAUAUCCUUGUUCUGGUCGCCACCAACAGAAUGGAACGCUGCGCCAUUUCAGUACCUCAUCAACUGCACAAAAGAUGACGGAACCUCGGAAGCUAAGCCAGUGCCAGCCACAACAACCCAUUAUUCCUUCGAAAUGAAAAGCGGAAAAGUCGACUGCUCGGUAGCAGCUGCGAAUGAACGUAACAAUGUGGGGGAGUACACGGCGAAGGUAUCCAUUGAUAGUAGCGAACUCAGACCGCUUGUUCGCUUAUUCGCCAUCGACUCUACAAAUGAGCUUAUUGCCAUAACCAACGUUACUCAGGAUGAGCCUACUAAGCAUCGAGUCGUCUCAAAUAUGGAGUAUCAAGCCAUCGCUUUUAUUGGAGACGAUCUAUUCGCAGUCAGAAAGGAGCACGAUUCUCUUCAGCCCGUACUUCUCCAGAUUGACACCAACGAUAUUAACACGUUUAAGCGUAAGGCUUCGAUUGGUGGAGAUGUAUCGCGAGUGGACGCUUUGACCUCGGACUGGGUUGGAAAUCGCUUAUUAUUAGUGUCCGGUCAGGCCCUCUACCAACUUGUUUUGGACGACUUCAAAGACAGCUCGUCAUCGCUUAUGCCACGGAAGUUGAUUGACCUCACCACCGGGGCUACGGACGCUAAAUUGCUUACAUUCGAUCCGUUUAAAAACACCGCUUACCUGUUAACGAAAAACGGAUCACUCUUUUCACUAAACCUCUCAAGAAGUCACGAAAAGAACUUGGCCUUAGCUUCUUCACCUAAAAUCUAUGCGCUCACCUGGAAUGGACUGGUAAUGAUUGAUGUGGAAGAAAACAAUAAGUGCAACGAAGUACGCAUUGAUUGGAAUAAGUUUGGAGGAAGGGGGCUAAGAGCUAUGUCUGCAUUCGCGAUAGCAGACAAAGUAUUCGUUUUCGUAACAUCGUCUGAGAUGCUCAUUUAUGGAAAGGAGGUCACCAUACCAAUAGAGUUUCCUCCACUGCGUCAGAUCCUCGCCGUUAGUCAGAGUAGCCAGCCCUAUCCAGAUCGAUCUUGUUUCAUAUUGCCAUCGUCAGCAGGAAUACAAUUCAAUGUUGCAAAUGAAGGUAAAACAGGAGCUUUCGUGGAGAUGUCGAAGCCGCCCCCUACAAACGUUUGCCACGGAAUAUCAUUACCGCAAACAUGUUACGAUGUGUAUUUCACGCGUAAAAACAGUGACAAAAAGAGACAGUUUCGCAAUUGCAUGGACAAAAUGCAUGUGGAAAAUGGUGUCCUUGAUAAAGAGACAGACUACGAGGUUAAGGUGGCUUGGUCUAAUCGGUAUUCCGACAUAACCGAUUUUUCGGAAGCGAAGCCGUUCCGAACUGGAUUCGGUUACCCAUCAGCCCCUCGCGGUGUUCAAGCAGUGGCUGUGACCCCGGAUACGGUAUAUCUUUAUUGGAACUUGCCAGAGACGCUAAAUGCUCCUAUCUCGGAAAUCAAAUACAAGGUUUUACAACAAGCGUCGACCCUCUCCUCUCCUUCUACAAUCGCUGUGCGAGAGUACAUGGAUGGGAAUUUUUCUCCAAACACAUCGGAUUCAGCGUCAUGCUUGAUCAGUCCCUGCCAGGUUAAACUUCCGGACUUGAGACCAGGAACUGACUACAAGUUUUGGGUACAAGCAAUUCACAAAUCUCACUUGAAUUCACAGUUCGAGGAACCCGAUGCUCUUUCUCAAGAGGCGUCUGCCCGCACUAAAGACAUUCCUGGGACACUCAAGCCCGACAAUGUGACUGGUUCAUCGCUACUGCUCAGAUGGAACAGUUUGCAAGCAGAGCAGCUACCUAACAGCAUAUCAGUGCAAUACAAAGAGACUGCUUCUACCGGGAAAUGGAAGACUCCGUCAAACGCAUCGUUCGAUCCCUCUCUAACAACGAUAUUAGUGCGUAUCAAUGGGCUUCUCUCUGCCACUUCGUAUGAUUACCGUUUUGUCGCAAACUACUCGGGAACGUACACAAUUGAAAGCAAACCGAUACCAUUCGAAGAAUCGUAUUAUCAAGCAGUUAAACAGCAAAAAACCAAAGCUGGAGUGCCCACCGCGCCAUUACAUGUGGAAGCCAGAAUGGACGACGAAGGCUGGAUAGUAUCAUGGAAAGGACCAUCAAGUGACGGUGGAUCACCCAUCACCAGUUAUGCUGUUGAGAUGAGGCAUAACCGUUCGUCGGAGUGGGAGAUUGGGGAAAGAGGGCUAGAUGCUUGGAGAGUGUGGUGGAGACCUGCGAAGAGUGACCGACGUAAUUGGGAAUUUCGGGUGCGAGCGACAAACGCCGAAGGAUUUGGUGCUUAUGGCUACUCCAGCGAUAACGCUGCACCUCCGACUAUAGAACAGUCAACACAGUCAUGGCUUUACGUUGUUCUUUUUGUCUCUCUUAUCGCGAUCAUCGUGCUGUUGUCUCUAAUAUUCUUGAUGAUGCGAGCUAGAACGCGAGCAGCUCGAUUGAAAAAAGAACGCACACAGGACAAAAACUGCAUAACCUUGGAAAAAAUUGCUGGUCUUCACAGUGCACCGUACCAGCCGAUGCCUCCUGAAAUGCUUAACGAAAUCAAAAAUCUCCCGCAUGUACGCUCAGACUAUAUCCGCUUAGAGAAGAAGCUCGGCACAGGAAGUUUUGGGGAAGUGUGGGAAGGUGUCGCUACUAAAUUACCGAUGAGAGACAGAGAAACAAAAGUAGCUAUCAAGACUCUUCGUCAAGGUUAUGAAGAAGCGGAGAAGAUAAAGUUCAUAAAGGAAGCCAUUCUCAUGAAUAACUUCGAUCAUCCAAACAUAGUAAAACUUCUCGGAGUUUGCAUGGAAGGUCCAAAAGAAUAUCUCAUUCUUGAACUUAUGGAGGGAGGAGAUCUCCUAAAUUUUCUAAAAGCCAGCUCGCCCACGGAAUCGUUCCCAUCACAACUGUCGCUGCGUGAUGUCCUGUCCAUGCUUGUCGACAUCGGAAGAGGUGGUGCCUACCUGGAGUCGAAUCGCCACGUUCACCGCGACCUGGCAGCACGAAACUGCCUGAUCAGCUCCAAGUCGCCACAUCCACGACGCGUCACGAAGAUAGGUGCGCUGCAUUUCCCUCCAGAACAGAACGACGCUGACCCCGAUGAAGCGGAUUUUGGGUUGGCAAGAGGUGUCUACAACAGCGAGUACUACAAAGUUCGUGGCGAAGACUUUCUACCAUUGAGAUGGCUGGCUCCCGAGUGUAUCUCGAAAGGUGUUUUUUCGUCCAAAAGCGACGUAUGGGCAUUUGGUAUCUUGAUGUACGAAAUUGUAGGAAUGGGACAAAAACCAUAUCAUAACAUGGACAACAAUCAGGUUCUUGUCCAUGUGAAAAAUGGUGGAACUCCGGCAAAACCUGCAUAUUGCCCUGACCAGCUGUACAAAAUCAUGCAAUUGUGCUGGGCGUACGAAAAAGAACAGCGUCCUACCUUUGCUGAUAUCCUGACAAUGUUCGAAAAGCUUCGUGAUAAGAGCGAGUUCCAAGAUGAAAAGCCUUUCCCACCUUGUAGUGGACACUACGAUAAUGCAUUCGAUUUGUCUCAAGAUAGCACAUCAAGUGAAAAAAUGGGUUCGGAAAAAGGAGUCUCCAAUCAAGCAUUUUGUGACGUCGAGAGACUGUCGGAACAAAAUCGAUUUGAUAAAUCAAGUAAUGGAAAUGCCUCCACGAGAAAGGCCAUGCCAACCCUCGUUCGUUCGUUAAGGAAGGAAAACAAAGCAAAACCUUCGCCACCGCCCUCGCUUGCUGAUCUAGAUGCCAGAAUUCAGUCGAGCUCUGCCACUGCCACCAUACCCUCGCUGUCUAAUGAAACACUAACAACAUCAUGUGAUUACGGUUCGUCAUAUCAGUCACCUUCAUUCGCAUCCUCCUCUCGAUCUCCACUAGUUCUGGCAUCGAACUUGUCGGCGUAUGAAAUGCCAAAGAAAUCAUCGUUAACAGUAGAGAGUGAACACGCAGAUGACUCGCCUCACAGCCGCAGUUGGGCAGGGCCACAAAGCCGAAAUCGCGUUAACCAAUCGCAAGCCUUCGCUUUCUCCAUUCAUCCAAGCCAAAGUGAUGCCAACACUCCCCAAGUAACUACCCGAAAGAAUCGAACGCCUUUACCGACACCAUCCUCUUCCUACGACAGUAGGCGAAAAAGUCGUGUCAGUCAAGUCUGAAAAUCCAGAAUCUCCUUACAACAGACUAUUUUGCUUCUCGACGUUGUGGUGCUUGUUCACAGUUUCUCUGUUGGGAAGACUUCGUAUUAAUUGCCUUUCACUUCCUGCUCAAUGCGGUGCCAAAGAUACCACUUGAUUCUGCAACCAUUGUAUUGUUGACAUUACAUUGCACAAAAUUGUAUUCAAGCCUGAAAUUUUUCUCAUUUUACGUUCUUCUAUGUACUCAUUCCAUGAGAUGAUGUUCUCCGAUGGGAUUUAUAUGUUGUCAAAGUCCAUCUGAAAGAAGCGGAGCACGCGUAUGCAGAAAGUAAACGGUUUCGUUUUGA
Cylicocyclus nassatus is the source of this 7816-nucleotide messenger RNA. Lineage: Eukaryota; Metazoa; Nematoda; Chromadorea; Rhabditida; Strongylidae. The record is from the annotation of a GenBank genome assembly.